Saccharomyces paradoxus is the source of this 942-nucleotide messenger RNA. It is a transcript of the gene ATX2, whose product is annotated as Mn(2+) transporter ATX2. Lineage: Eukaryota; Fungi; Ascomycota; Saccharomycetes; Saccharomycetales; Saccharomycetaceae. The transcript has a single exon. The record is from RefSeq and is a predicted model, not a curated record. Bases 1 to 942 code for a protein of 313 amino acids. Gene Ontology annotation, cellular component: membrane. Gene Ontology annotation, biological process: zinc ion transport; transmembrane transport. Gene Ontology annotation, molecular function: metal ion transmembrane transporter activity.
AUGAAAUUUUGGGGGGUAGUACUAUUGGCGAGUUUUCUUUUGAUUGCAACCUUUCUCAUAGGGCUGAUCCCAUUGUAUUAUAUUGAUAAACAAAAAAGGUCCAUUAUCGCUGACCAAGAAGGUGGUGAUUCAGUUUCUGAUCUUACUACGAAUAUCGAUACCCAAACGAUUGACGAUGAGGUUACCAGUUACCGUGUCAAAAUUGCCGUUUUAUCACAAUUCGGUAUAGGAAUGUUGUUAGGUACAUCGUUCAUGUUAGUAAUACCGGAAGGCAUCAAAGCGUGUGUUGAACACAAUGGAAACGUUGGUGUGAAUUUACUUAUUGGGUUUAUAGGCGUUUAUGUUCUCGAUAGGUUGGUUACACUAUGGAUUUCUGGAAAGCAAACGGUGUAUACGCACGAUGCUGUCAAAUUCCAAAACUGGAAAGAUAUAAUAAACCAUCCAAGACAAAUAUGGAUGAACCUAAUACAAAACAACGUUGUAUUUGCGUUAUUCAUUCAUGGAUUAUCCGAUGGGAUUGCACUAGGUACGACAACGAAUAAUGAUUCACUGCUUAUAGUGGUGUUAAUUGCUAUAGUUAUUCAUAAGAUCCCUGCGGUUCUUUCUCUCACUAGUUUGAUGGUAUCGAGACAAAACCUAUUGAAAUGGGAGGUAGUGUGCAACGUUUUCUUGUUUGCGUCAUCGACUCCGAUCGGAUACAUAGUGCUAUCACUUUUAAAUUUGAGCCAUUCACCUACGAUGGAUUGGAUUAGUGGAAAUCUUUUGCUUAUGAGUGGUGGUAGUUUACUAUAUGCGUCUUUCACAGCAUUUGUUGGUGGAGGUUCCCACGAUCAUGAUCUGAGCGUGGAACAGGAAGUCGUUUUACCCCAUGAUGAAUCCAUUUAUGUUUUAACAGGUGUUUGCAUACCAUUGGUGAUAUCGUACUGCAUUUCUGAAGAGUAG